GAUCAUAUUGCUAUACUCGCGAAGCUUGAGCUCGGUCAUGCCCGAGUUCCAGCCGAAUGGGCCCCUCAUCGGCCAACUUCGCCGCAGCACAUCAUCUCACGCAAGCAUUCGUUGCCAAUCUACCUGAGCACGCAAUCGCUUGCAGGUGCUGUGACCAUGCCAAUAUUAGAGUAAGUGAUGUUCCGUGUUUCUUUUUUCCUGUUACUCGAACUUCCUGCUUCGAAUGAGCUAUGGCACCAGCUCUGGUAGAAACACCCUCGUUCAAUGGUCCCUCAGGCCUUGAUAAGAAGCUCUUCCCGGACGGUCUGAAGACGUCCGGACAGCAUCCGCCAGAUUAUUCGCUUGUCCGACCUUACGAUGCUUUCCCAAAGCAGAUUACUGGUCAAACAGUUUGGCAGGCUGAAGACUACCAACAGCAUCCCGAGCGCUGGACGCACAUCUUUAGCGAUGAGGAAGUUGCUGAGCUCGGCGAAGCCGCAGACAACUUUAUUGCCUCAGGUGUACCACUGACAGGCAUGACGAAAGAGCGAUUUCCCUUGCCAACAUUGGAACCAUUCUUUGAGAGCGUUCGGAAUGAAGUUAUCAACGGCAAAGGUUUCAUUCUGUUCAAGGGCAUACCAGUCCAGGAAUGGAGCCUUCAGAAGUCCGCAACUGCUUAUCUUGGCUUUGGUGCCUAUUUCGGCUACUUCACCUCGCAGAACGGACAAGGACACAUCCUCGGCCACGUUAAGGAUUUGGGCGAAGACCCUACGCAGAAGGAUAGAGUGCGAAUUUACCGGACGAACGCGAAGCAGCCGUACCAUACCGAUGCAGCGGAUUUGGUUGGUCUGUUGUGCAUCGCCAAAGCUCUGGAAGGUGGUGAAUCCGACAUUUUGUCAACGCACCAUCUCUUCAAUCAUCUUCAGAGGGAGCAUCCAGAUGUGGUUGAGACACUGACGACACCUAACUGGUAUUUCGAUCGCAAAGGAGAAGUGAGCGAGGGUGAAGAUCCAUACUACAGAUCGGCUCCUAUGCUUCUAGAGAACGACCCCAACGGCGGGGCGCGCGUAUGGACCCGUCUGGACCCAAACUACGUGAUUUCUCUUGCACGCUACAACUCCGGACCAAACGCCAGGAUCCCUCCGUUGUCCGCCAAGCAAAAGCAUGCGCUCGAUGUCUGGGACAAGACUUGCUCGGAGCUAUCCCUUCACAUGAUACUCGACCCAGGCGACAUUCAGCUCCUAAGUAAUUCGCAUGUACUUCACGCGCGGACGGCGUAUAAGGACUAUCCCCCGGGCUCUGUUAACGAAGAUGGGAGGCCAAGAGUUCGGCGGCACCUGAUGAGGUUGUGGCUUGCUGUGCCGGAAACUGAAGGCGGGUGGAAGAUCCCUUUUGCUGACAGCAAGGAGCGCAAGAGGGGCGGCAUCCAGGUCAACGAUGUGCCGCCUGUUUGCCCACUGGACGCUGAGUAGUCCUUGGCUUGAUUUUUGCAUUUGACAACGUUUCAGCUGGCAAGAGUUCGCACUAUAGAUGGACAGUUGGUAGGACUCUACGCAAAGCCACGUACCGCUCUCCACGUUAUGUCAGUAGGAUGGCCACGAUUCAACGCUGACUCACGCCUGGCUAUUCUCGAUUACAAGAUUCCAAGG
Molecule: messenger RNA, 1628 nt
Organism: Baudoinia panamericana UAMH 10762
Lineage: Eukaryota; Fungi; Ascomycota; Dothideomycetes; Mycosphaerellales; Teratosphaeriaceae
Exons: 1
Coding region: 231-1451 (406 amino acids)
Molecular function (GO): oxidoreductase activity
Source: RefSeq, a predicted model, not a curated record